AUGUUUCCAUCCAAAGUUGGGCAUCCAAUUCACAAUUUCUUCUACACUCUCUUACUCAUUCCCUUCAUCUUGAUCCUCAUCCAUCUUCACUACAUUCCUCAACUACGAACUACAUUAUCAAAAUCAUCCAAUGAAUGCACCGGAAAGUACAUCUACAUCCAAAACAUACCCAGUCAGUACAACACCGAUCUUGUUCGUGACUGCGAUAAACUCAGUCAAUGGACCGAUAUGUGCAUGGCUGUCACAAACACCGGCCUUGGGCCAAACAUCUCCAACAUCAAUAACGGUUGGUACAACACCAACCAAUUCACAUUAGAAAUCAUUUUCCACAACCGCAUGAAACACUACAAGUGUCUGACUACCAACUCUUCUCAAGCCUCUGCCAUCUUCAUCCCUUUCUAUGCAGGCCUUGAUGUUGGAAGACAUUUAUGGGGUACAGACACUUCAGUACGUGAUUCAGAUUCAAUGGAACUUCUCAAAUGGGUGAAAUCAAGGCCAGAAUGGCAAAGAAUGGGAGGGAAUGAUCACUUCUUGGUUGCAGGUAGGGUUACAUGGGAUUUCAGAAGAAUUAUGGUUUCAGGUUGGGGUAACAGCUUCUUGAACCAACCUGAGACUCAAAACAUCACAACACUUAUCAUUGAAUCCAGUCCAUGGCACACUAAUGAUAUUGCUAUCCCAUAUCCAACUUACUUCCAUCCUUCAACCAAGAAUGAGAUACUCUCAUGGCAGGAGAAAGUUAGAAAAAUCAGUCGAAAGUAUUUGUUUUCAUUCGCCGGUGCUCCCCGGUCGGACGUGAGUUCAUCAAUUCGCCAAAAGAUCUUUGAGCAAUGCGGAUUGUCGAAGAGAUGUAAGUUGCUUGAUUGUAGGAAUGAUGGUAAUGAGUGUUUCUCUGCAACAAGUAUAAUGAAGUUGUUCAAGAGUUCCAUUUUUUGCUUGCAACCAAAAGGGGAUUCUUAUACUCGGCGUUCAACAUUUGAUGCCAUGGUUUCUGGUUGCAUUCCGGUGUUCUUUGACAGUGAAUCAGCUUAUUUUCAGUACAAAUGGUAUUUGCCGAAGAAUUAUAGUUUGUAUUCAGUGUUUGUUCCAGAAGAUGUGGUGAAUGAAGGGAAGGUGAAGUUAGAGGAAUUGUUGAGUGAGUUUAGUGAAGGAGAAGUGAUAAGAAUGAGAGAAGAAGUGAUCAAGAUGAUACCUAAGUUGAUAUAUGGGGACCCAAGGGUAGAAUUGGAAGGUUGGAAAGAUGCAUUCGAUGUGGCGAUUGAAAGGGUGAUUGAAAGGGUUGGAAAGACAAGAAGUGAGAUGAAGAAAGGGGAAUUGAUAGAAGCCUCAGAUGAGAAGGAAAGUUGGAAGUAUGGUUUGAGUGUAGAUGGAGGGAAAUAUAAAUGGGAUGGCUUCUUUCAGAACCAUGUUUAA
This is a messenger RNA of Dioscorea cayenensis subsp. rotundata (Guinea yam), 1410 nucleotides long. Its product is annotated as xyloglucan galactosyltransferase MUR3-like. NCBI's taxonomy places the organism in Eukaryota, Viridiplantae, Streptophyta, Magnoliopsida, Dioscoreales, Dioscoreaceae. Gene Ontology annotation, molecular function: glycosyltransferase activity. Bases 1 to 1410 code for a protein of 469 amino acids. The transcript has a single exon. The record is from RefSeq and is a predicted model, not a curated record.